GCGGAAGUAGAAGAAGCGGAGAUGUUUGCAGUUACCCGGAAGACAAGUGACAGAUAAAUAUUUCACAAAAGAACGUGCGCAGAGGCCCGUGUUGUCCCAAACUGUUUCGUUUGUCGGAAGAGAGGAAACGUGAAUGUCACAACCAUGGCUUCAGACACGGACGGAGAGGGCGACAUGUUCUGGACUGAGGAGGGGAUGCAGACUGGUGGACAUGGUUUGGAAACCAAAGAUUAAGUUACACAGGACAGAGCUCCCACAGCAAGUUGUUUGUAAGGAGGAGGAGGUUCUCUCUGAGCAGCAGCUCUGUGACCAGCAGAGGAACUCCAGUCUGGUCCAAGAGGAGCCAGAGCAACCAAGUGCUGCUGCUGAAGAAAAAACAAGAGUCACUGAGAAUAUUAUCAUCGAGUUCAAUGAAGACAUUGAUCAUCAGCGCAGACUGGUGGAUAUGGUUUGGAAACCUGGGAUAAAGAUGCACAGGACAGAGCUCCCACAGCAAGUUGUUUGUAAGGAGGAGGAGGUUCUCUCUGAGCUGCAGCUCUGUGACCAGCAGAGGAACUCCAGUCUGGACCAAGAGGAGCCAGAGCAACCAAGUGCUGCUGCUAAAGAAAAACCAAGAGUCACUGAGAAUAUUAUCAUCGAGUUCAACGAAGACAUUGAUCAUCAGCGCAGACUGGUGGAUAUGGUUUGGAAAACCGAGAUGAAGAUGCACAUGACAGAACUCCCACAGCAACAUGUCUAUAAGGAGGAGGAGGUUCUCUCUGAGCAGCAGCUCUGUGACCAGGAGAGACACUCCAGUCUGGUCCAAGAGGAGCCAGAGCCUCCACAGAUUAAAGAGGAGCAGGAGGAACCAGGCAGGAGUCAAGAGGGAGAGCAGCUUGUACUGAAGCAGGAGACUGAUACCUUUAUGUUGACUCCUACUCAUGAGGAAAGUAAGCACAGUGAACCAAACAGUGACCACCAGCUCCACUCUCACUACGCUCCUGUAGCUGAGAGCCAAGAUCAGAGAGGAAGUGAGCACAUGGCCCCAGGAUCAACUAGAAGUGAAGAGACAAAGAAGGGACAUCACAAUAACACAAGUCACAGUGACAAUGUAGACAACUCACCCCCGGCAAAGAGUCACUGUAACACUCACACAGGCAAAAAGUCUUUCAAGUGUGACACUUGUGCAAAAGAUUUUCAGCAUAAAUACAGAUUGGCCCAACACAUCAGAAUCCACACAGGUGAGAAGCCGUAUUUGUGCAAAACAUGUGGGAAAUGUUUCACACAGCGUUAUAACCUGAAUGAACACAUGAGAAUCCACACAGGUGAGAAGUCGUAUUUGUGCAAAACAUGUGGGAAAUGCUUCACACAGGGUAAAAACCUGAAUAAACACAUGAGAAUCCACACAGGUGAGAAGCCGUAUUUGUGCAAAACAUGUGGGAAAUGCUUCACACAGAGUCAUGAGCUGAAAGUGCACAUGAGAAUCCACACAGGUGAGGAGCCGUAUUUGUGCAAAACAUGUGGGAAAUGUUUCACGCAGGGUUAUAACCUGAAUAAACACAUGAGAAUCCACACAGGUGAGAAGCCGUAUUUGUGCAAAACAUGUGGGAAAUGUUUCACACAGGGUUAUAACCUGAAUGAACACAUGAGAGUUCACACAGGUGAGAAGCCGUAUUUGUGCAAAACAUGUGGGAAAUGUUUCACACAUCGUAAUAACCUGAAUGUUCACAUGAGAGUCCACUCAGGUGAGAAGCCGUAUUUGUGCCAAACAUGUGGCAAAAGUUUCACGCAGAGUCAUGAUCUGAAAGUUCACAUGAGAGUCCACACAGGUGAGAAGGGCCGUAUUCCUGUGAAACGUGGGGAAUGUCAUUCAUCAUCCUUAAAAACGCACAUGAGAAUUCAUACAGAUUAAAAGUCGUAUACUUACUGAACAUUAGGGAGCGCUUUCACAGUUAGUGGUGAAUUGACAAUCUGUUUAAUAAUACUCUUGGUUUCUGUCUUGCUCGGGUUCACAGCUAAAUCAAUGAAAUUAUCCUUGGUGGCUUGCUUUGCGACCUUAUCUGCCAUUUCAUUUCCUUUGAUACCAAUAUGUGCUGGUGUCCAUUAAAAAGAAUUACUGUAAGACCCAU
Messenger RNA from Scophthalmus maximus (turbot), 2108 nucleotides. RefSeq names its product zinc finger protein 227. The record is from RefSeq and is a predicted model, not a curated record. Bases 134 to 1891 code for a protein of 585 amino acids. Gene Ontology annotation, cellular component: nucleus. Lineage: Eukaryota; Metazoa; Chordata; Actinopteri; Pleuronectiformes; Scophthalmidae. Gene Ontology annotation, molecular function: RNA polymerase II cis-regulatory region sequence-specific DNA binding; DNA-binding transcription factor activity. Gene Ontology annotation, biological process: regulation of transcription by RNA polymerase II. The transcript has 5 exons.